Molecule: messenger RNA, 4016 nt
Organism: Cottoperca gobio
Lineage: Eukaryota; Metazoa; Chordata; Actinopteri; Perciformes; Bovichtidae
Gene: morc3a
Product: MORC family CW-type zinc finger 3a
Exons: 19
Coding region: 65-3289 (1074 amino acids)
Cellular component (GO): PML body; nucleus
Molecular function (GO): zinc ion binding; ATP hydrolysis activity
Source: RefSeq, a predicted model, not a curated record
CGGGCUGUCUUUCGUCCUUUUUGGCCGCUCAACGCAGACGUACCGUAACACCACGAAUAGAUGAAUGAUGGCGGCGCAGACGGACCGCGGUGUCCCGCUCAGUACACUUUGUCCCAAGUAUCUUCAUACAAAUUCCACCAGCCACACCUGGCCCUUCAGCGCCAUAGCUGAGCUCAUAGACAAUGCCUACGAUCCAGAUGUCAGUGCCAAACAUUUCUGGAUUGAUAAAACUGUGGUCAAAAAACAAGAAUGCCUCAGCUUUAUGGAUAAUGGAAAUGGACUGGACAAUGAAACGAUGCAUAAGAUGCUCAGCUUUGGGUACAGUGACAAGACUACUAUAAAGGGUGUAAAGCCAAUUGGUAUGUAUGGCAACGGUUUCAAGUCUGGAUCCAUGUGUCUCGGCAGAGACGCCAUCGUAUUUUCAAAGUCAAAGAGUGUGUCAUGCGUUGGGAUGCUCUCUCAGACCUACCUGGAAAAGAUUGGUGCGAACCAAAUAAGUGUACCUAUUGUCUGCUUUAAACGUACACAAAACGAGUUCGGUGUAAGAGAGGAGCAGAAAGCCAGUCUGCAGGACAUCCUGCUCUAUUCCCCUUUCAAGACACAGGAAGAACUGCUCCGUGAGAUCGAGUCCAUCAGUUCCCACGGGUCCACAACCGGCACACGGAUCAUCAUCUGGAAUCUACGCAGUACAUCUACGAGAAAAACUGAGUUUGAUUUUGAGACGGACCGUUACGAUAUCCGAAUACCAUCGGAUGUGUACGAGACGAUGAAGGACACUUCUCAACAACCAGACAGGGUCACGUCACACAACCCUGAGAGUUUUUACUCACUGCGAGCAUAUUGCAGUAUUCUCUACUUGAAGCCUCGGAUGCAGAUCAUCAUACGUGGUAAUAAUGUGAAAUCUCAACUCAUUGCUAAGAGUCUGGCCUUUGUCAGGAAGGACCACUACAAGCCCACUUUCCUGAUGUCCAAACGCAUUCCUAUCACUUUUGGCUAUAACACCAAAAGUAAAGACCAGUAUGGCAUCAUGAUGUAUCACAAGAAUCGUCUCAUCAAAGCCUACGAGCAUGUUGGCUGCCAGCUCAAGGCCAACAACAAAGGUGUUGGCGUCAUUGGGGUCAUAGAGUGUUACUUUCUGGAGCCUACACACAACAAACAGAGCUUUAUGGAGACGGAUAAGUACAGGAAAACUAUGACCAAUUUGGGGACCAAACUGGAGGAUUACUGGAAUGAAAUUAAAUUUAAGAGAAAGAAAGAGAAUCCAAACAGCACCAUACCAGUGGAAGAUAUCAAGAAGCGACCAGAUCAAAACUGGGUGCAGUGUGAAGAGUGUUUGCGCUGGCGCAAACUCCCUGAUGGGAUCGACUGCACCAAGCUGCCAGAGAAAUGGUUCUGCCAUUUGAACCCUGAUCCUCAGUUCAGGAGCUGCCAGGUAGAGCAGGAGUCUGUGGACUCUGAUGACGAGCAACCUUCAUACAUCAAGACCUACAAACUACAACAGAGAGAAGAAAAAAACAUUCAAGAGGAAAGACAAAAGGUUGAGGAGACUCGAAUGCAACAGGAAGUGCAGCGUUUGGCUAAUCUCAGCAAGAAGAAACAGGCCAAAGGACCGCUGCAGAGUGUCGCUUCCCCCUCCACCCCCACUACCCCAAGGAGUAGGUUUAACACCGUGUCACCACGAGGGGGUGCUGCGAGGGCUGCAUCCUCUCCACUGAGGACCUCCACGCUUUCACAAGCUGCUUGCAGCCCAUCCAGUAGCGAUGCUCUUCCAAUUAUUUACAGUGUGUGCUCACUGUCAGAAGGCCCCCUGAGGGGGAAAAGAACACGGCCUGCUUCUCCACAAGUAACGCCCAAAAGACCUAAAGUUAAUGGCUUCCAACGGGGCAAAUUAGAUACAUCCAAUUUAAUAGACGUGCGCCCACUGAGCUCCCCAUCAGUGCUCGAUGACAAUAAAGAAGAUGAUACUGAUGAUGACAUUUUCAUUAUGGAGAUUGUCAGUAGCCCCAAGCCAAAGACGUCACGCUUUGACCCGACUAAAGUGAAGACAGAAGGAGAGCAAAGUGAUGCUAACGUCGGCAUGCAGUUGGAGUGCAGCGAUGAUGCUGCUGUUGAUGACGCCUCAGAGAUGAAUGUUGGAGGGACGGGCUCCGGAGCUGUGGGAGCCAGUCGCUCCCGAGCACGCCCUUCAGAGGUGACCACCAGCACCACCCAGACAGAAGUAAGCAAAGUAAAGAAUGAAGAGGAGGACCACAUUCAAAAUGAAGGGGAGGAGCGAGCAGGGCAGAGUACAUCUAAUCAGAGUGGUAGAGCACAGACUACAGAUGUGGCCGUCAGCGUCUGCAAUGUUGAGCAAAGUGUAAAUAAGUCAGAGAGCAGUGGAGCGGCUCACCGUGAGAAUCAAGGAAAGCAGACCUUGCAGAACGGAGUGACACGUCAUCUGGAUAGUGACGAAGACGCGGGACCUUCCUGUGUUGGUAAUGACCCUCCACUUUACUAUCCCGGUGUGAUUGAGGCACAGGAACAGCAGGACCAGCUUCUAGAGCUUAUGAAGGAUACCGCUCAGGAGAGAGACUCCUUUAAAGAGCAGGUCCGUAGCCUUACCUGCCAACUGCAAGACCUGCAGAGCAGACUGCAGGAGCUGUCUCCGAUCAAAGUGAAGAAGGAGGGUUCUGACCAGGCCAGCCAGACGGAGGAAACUGAGGGCGGGAAGGAUUACAAAGAUUUGUUUGAGAAGGCCAAACAGAAAGUGGAUGAACUUAUUAAGGACAAAGAGGUUUCCUUGGCUGCCGCUGAGAACAAACCCAGUACUUCCCAAUGUAAGGAAAAGGAAAUGGAUGAGAUCGCAUUGCAAGUUGACUAUCUGAUGCGGGAACUGGAUCAAAGAAACAAUGAGCGUGAUGAACUGCAGUCACAGUUGACCAGUCUGGAGGAGGAAAAGGCAAACCUGGCAUCCCAGUGUGAUGAGCUCCGGUUGAGCCAGCAGCAGCAGAGGGAAAACGCACAAGAGAGAAGCACAACUCCACACGGAGCCACUGGUUCUACUGAAGGCGAUCCACAGGAGGAAGGAGCGACAGCGAGCUCAAGCACAGAUUCAAGCUCGGAUACAUCCAAAUGUUUGAUUGAGCUGAGGCACAACAUCGGGCGCCUUCUCCUCUCCUACGUGCCUGCUUUGGACCUGGACCAAGUGAAUUAUGAGUGUAAUGUAAUUGAUGAGAUCCUGGACCAGGUUCUCUCCAACGGGGAGUUCGUCGCACCGGUGGAGCUGAGAGACGGAGCAACAAAUGAAUAAACCGAUCAUCAGAUCCUGGAAUUAAGAGCCACACUCCCACCUGUAAAUCAUGAAUACAGAUUCCUGGGAAAUUAAGUCGUAGAUAACUUUAAAUAUAUAUACAUGUGUACAGUUGUUAUUGCAAUACAGUAAAUGUAACAAUAUAAGCUGCUUAGCACUUUUUAAUUUUCUUAUUAAAGCAAUAUAAAAAAUACAAUCAGAGUAUAUUAAUGAACGUUAAAGGCCAUUCACUUUGCUCUUAAGUAGAAUCAUAGAAGUUAACUGUUUUGUUUGUUUUCCAAAGAAAACUGUGUAUCUGUAUCUGAUUUAUUUUCACUGACAGCUGACAGAAGCAUAUUUUGUAUAUAUCUCUUUCAAAUAUAUUUUUAUAUUGGCUCUGUGAUGAAAUGUUUAAUCGCACAUAAUCAUUGGUGUCUUUGUGAACGCUUAUGAAAGAAUAAACAGAAGGUAGGGCUGUCAAUUUUCACACAAACUGAAACUUAACUUGAAAGAGUUAUUAAUAAACUUCCACUAAUUACUCCUUAAGCAGGUCUUUCUUGGUUGAGAAAUGUUUAAUAUGCGACCAUGUUGUCGCUCCACCUAAUAGUUAUUUGUCUCCGGGCAGAAAGAAUACAAAGCCUUACUAUAGAUGUCAGUGUUUGACAGGCAUGUAAAUCAUGGGUGUGUGUGUUGUGUUGAUCUUUGUUUAUUCAGGACGCCUCAUUAAAGAUUAAGAUGUGUUUUUCAA